AUGUGGGUGUUUAUAGUAUUGACAUGCUUAAUCCAGCAGACUACAAAUUCAGAAGACUCUUUCAAUAGAAGACAUUUGAAUCCUGAAGGAUUCAUGACAAUCUCUAAAAUCCUCCAAUAUUGGGAGUAUCCCAGUGAAGAGUAUCAAGUUCUGACUGAUGAUGGCUAUUAUCUUCAGUUAAACAGAAUUCCUCAUGGAAAACACUGUCCCCAACAUAAAGGGCCUCGACCGAUUGCUUUAUUGGUGCAUGGUUUUCUGUGGGAAGGGAGAUGUUGGAUUGCAAAUCUUCCUAGCAACAGCCUGGGAUUUUUUCUAGCAGAUGCUGGCUAUGAUGUCUGGAUAAUAAAUAUGAGAGGGACCACUUGGUCUAGAAGACACAAGCAGUUUUCAAUUUAUCAGCAAGAAUUCUGGAAUUUCAGUUUUCAUGAAAUGGCAGUUUAUGAUAUACCAGCAACAAUAAAUUUCAUUCUACAUAAAACAAAACAAGACUCUUUAUAUUAUAUUGGCCAUUCCCAAGGAGCAGGAAUAGGUUUUGUUGCUUUUGCAAUCCAGCCCUGCCUCACUGAUAGAGUGAAGCUCUUUAUAAGCCUUACACCUGCUUACUCUUUGGAAGGUAUAACUGGGACACUUGGAAGGUAUAACUGGAAGCUUAUGUGGGGCUCUAAAGAAUUUUCCAUUUUUAGUGAAAGAGUAAAAAGAAGCAUGAUCCAUGCAUGCAGCUAUCCAGGGAUUGACCGACUAUGCCUACAAAACAUUUUCCUUGCAGGGGGAUAUAAUAAGAAAAAUCUAAAUGUAAGUCGAGCAGAUGUAUUUGCAGGGAUUUUUCCUGAUUUUACAUCAGUAAAAAACAUGAAUCACUGGAGUCAGAUUAUACGUUCUGUGGAAUUUAAAUAUUAUGACUAUGGUUAUAAGAACAGGGAAGUAUACAACAUGACAAAACCUCCAUUUUAUAAAAUAGAAGAUGUUCAUGUGCCAAUAGCCAUGUGGAGUGGAGGAAAAGAUAUUGCUACAAAAAGAAGAAAUAUUGAAUCAUUGCUUACUCGAAUCACUUAUUUAGUUUUCUAUACAGAUAUCCCUGACUGGCAACAUUUUGAUCCUAUCUUGGGUUUGGAUGGCCCACAACACUGUUAUCCCGAUAUUGUUGAAUUGAUGCAAAAGCACAAGCAUUAA
This is a messenger RNA of Protobothrops mucrosquamatus (brown spotted pit viper), 1170 nucleotides long. RefSeq names its product lysosomal acid lipase/cholesteryl ester hydrolase-like. Bases 1 to 1170 code for a protein of 389 amino acids. Gene Ontology annotation, molecular function: hydrolase activity, acting on ester bonds. The transcript is spliced from 9 exons. Lineage: Eukaryota; Metazoa; Chordata; Lepidosauria; Squamata; Viperidae. The record is from RefSeq and is a predicted model, not a curated record. Gene Ontology annotation, biological process: lipid metabolic process.